AUGAACGCUGAUAAACCAGAACAGUCCCAUAUCGAAGCUGUGGACGCAUCCAAAGAUCAAGCAGUCAUAUAUGAAGUCUCAAGCGACUCCAACAAGUCGGAGUCGUACAUUGCUGGAUCUGAAGAUGACUACUAUACCGAUCUCCCUGAGUCACUCCAGGGUCUAACUCAGCAGCAGUUGAAAGAGCUCGAUAAAAAGACGCUUAGGAAAAUCGACUUGAGGCUCAUGCCCAUGCUCAUCUUCAUCUACAUUCUCAACUACAUCGACAGAAACAAUAUCGCUAGUGCUCGACUCGGUGGUUUGGAAAAAGAUCUCGGGUUGCAUGGCAACCAGUACCAAAUCUGUAUCUCGGUGCUCUUUAUCGGAUACAUUCUUUUCCAAGUUCCUUCCAAUAUGCUAUUGAAUCGUUUGGGCCGGCCCUCGGCUUACUUGGCUGUCGUGAUGACUAUUUGGGGUGCCAUUUCUGCAUGCACCGCUGCCGUUAAAGGGUUUGGUGGACUAGUUGCCAUUCGAGUGUUCCUUGGUGUCGUUGAAUCGGCAUUCUUUUGCUCGGCAUUGAUGAUUUUGAGUUCCUGGUACGACAAAAAGACCCUUGCUAGCAGAAACUCAAUCUUGUACGCUGGUUCCUUGAUCAGUUCUGCAUUCAGCGGGUUGUUGGCCGCGGGGAUAUUGGAAAUGGAUGGCUUGGGAGGAAUCGAAGGCUGGAGGUACUUGUUCAUAAUUGAAGGAGGUGUCACCGUGCUCACUGUGCCAUUUGCUUACUUUAUUUUGCCCGACACUCCCAGCAACACCAAGUUCUUGUCGCAGCAGGAAAAAGACAUCAUCCAGUGGAAAUUGAAAAAGGACUUGGGUGAUGUUGACGACUCCGACAAAGAAGCGCAGAUCUCCGAUUGGCAGGGCUUCAAAUUGGCUGUUUCCGAUAUCAAGAUGUGGAUGCUUUGUGGAGCUCACAGUUUCUUGGUCGCCGCUUGUGGUGUCACCAAUUUCUUCCCUAGUAUUGUUGCAACUUUGAAAUUCAACCACACCAUCACCUUGUGUUUAACGGCACCACCCUAUGUCGUCGCGGUGGUUGUCACAUAUUUCUGGGCUCGAAGCGCCGACAAGACUGGUGAACGAACUUUGCACGUGAUCAUACCUCUAGUGUGUGCCAUGGUUGCGUUUAUUAUUGCCGUGGCCACGUUAAACACGGGCGCAAGAUACUUUAGUAUGAUAUUGAUGAUUCCAGCAUUAUACUCGGCAUUCGUGGUGAUUCUCACGUGGAUCUCAAACUGUUGUCCCAGACCACCGGCCAAGAGGGCAGUGUGCAUUGCCUUGGUCAACUGUCUUUCCAACUCAACUUCGAUUUGGAAUGCAUUCUUGUAUCCGUCAACGGAUGGUCCUCGUUACGUCAAAGCCAUGAGUUGCAACAUUGCUUUCCUUGUUUUGUCGAUUCUUUUCGUUAUGAUGUUGAGAAUCAGAUUGAUGGUGUUGAACAAAAAGAUUGCAAACGGAGCCAUGAACUGGCAGCGUGAAUUGGGCGCUGGUAAUGAUGGUUCAAAGAUUUCCCCUGAUUUUAGAUACUUGUAUUAA
Lodderomyces beijingensis is the source of this 1569-nucleotide messenger RNA. The record is from the annotation of a GenBank genome assembly. NCBI's taxonomy places the organism in Eukaryota, Fungi, Ascomycota, Pichiomycetes, Serinales, Debaryomycetaceae.